Microplitis demolitor is the source of this 4997-nucleotide messenger RNA. RefSeq names its product cadherin-23-like. Gene Ontology annotation, cellular component: plasma membrane. Bases 363 to 4997 code for a protein of 1544 amino acids. The record is from RefSeq and is a predicted model, not a curated record. The transcript is spliced from 32 exons. Gene Ontology annotation, molecular function: calcium ion binding. Lineage: Eukaryota; Metazoa; Arthropoda; Insecta; Hymenoptera; Braconidae. Gene Ontology annotation, biological process: homophilic cell-cell adhesion.
CCGAUUUGGCUAAUUUUGGUCUUGAAUUAUUUUUGGAAGCCCAAAAAAGGUUUGAAAGAAAAACAAGGAUAUUCUAUUCCGGUUGGAAUAACCCGCCUUUCGAAAAACCAGACCCUCUAGAUCCUGCGGUACAUCACAAGACCUAUAAUCCAAGUAACAAGCGAAUCAAUAUCGAUCUAGACGAAGAAGUUUCUCACGACGUAUGCAUAGCAGCACUAAUCAAUUAUGACACAGAUGGAACAGAACCGUAUAUAAGCAGUUUUGAUCAAGGAAACAACUACGUACUUGGAGCAGAACUGAGACAUCUUAACGAUCAAUGGAAAGUUUUUAUCACUAAGAAACAAGAUUUUGAAAUUCCAACUAUGCGAAGUUAUUUGUUUUGGAUAGUCAAGGGCCUCGAUAAAUAUGCUAUCGCACUUUACAUAAAUAACAUUGAUGACAAUGCUCCUGUGAUUCAGCCUUUAGAACGAAGUUGUGCAACCGAGGAAAAUUAUAAAGGUAAAAGUAAUUGCACUUUCUCAAUAAGUGAUGCUGAUGGUUGGAUUGAUGGAGUAGUUACAACUUUGUCGUCGUCUCCAAAUGAGGGUACUGAGAGCUUUUCUUUCAAUAGUGAAGCAAUCAGUGAAUACGAAAUGAAAUUGAGUGUUGUUAUAAAGACACCAUUAAAUUUUGAAAGAAUAUCAAUGUAUAUGUUAUUAAUCAACGCAACAGAUCAAAGCCAUAAUGAAGGCACUUUAUCAUCGAUUUUCAGAGUUAUUGAUAUGCCAGAUGAACAGCCUAAGUGGAGUCGUCUAACAGCUUCAGAGACAGUUGAAGAAAAAUCGAUACACGUAUUCUCGGUGGCAGCUGUUGAUGGUGAUAUUCAAAUAAAUUCUGAAAUAAAUUAUAAAAUUCAAAGUCUGGGUGAAGAAGCUGAAGAUUAUUUUAUAGUUGAGAAAUCAACUGGAGUUAUUACAAUUAAUCCUAUAGAUCGUGAUACUUUAAAAAAAGAUGUUUUCAAGUUUAAUAUAACUGCUUAUGAAAAAGAUGACCCUUCUUCAUCUAUAACCACAACGAUUAUUGUCAUUGUUGAAGACAUAAAUGAUCAUUCACCUGAAAUACGGCCAGAAAUUCUUUCAAUUGAAAUCGAAGAAGAAACUUACAUGUCUUUAGAUUUUGGGCAAUCCAUUGUAAUUGAAGAUCCUGAUUUGGCAGAAAAGGCCCAGUAUUCUGUAAAUAUGAUUGAUAAUUCUUCAUAUAAUUGGCAUUCAGCUUUUUUAAUUGUUCCAAAUAGUGGUUAUCAGAGAAGUAAUUUUACAAUUUCAGUUAUUAAUGCAUCGUUAUUGGAUUAUGAAGAUGAAAAUUGGAGGAAUAUUCAGAUUGAGAUACAAGCAAUAGAAGUAGCUAAUCAAAGUCACAUUGGAAAAAGAACCGUUUCUAUUAAUUUAAUAGAUGUGAAUGAUGAGAUACCAACUUUUACAAAUAACACUCUUAUAGUAUCGAUUGCUGAAGAUGUAGGAAAAAAUCAGUAUGUUUGCACGAUGCUCGCUAUUGAUCGAGAUUUUGGUGAUAGUGUCAAGCAUUCAUUGGUUGGACAUAGUGGACUAAUAAUUAACGAAGAAACGGGAAAAAUCAUGACUGAUAUAGAUGGCGCUUUAGAUUAUGAAUCAAUACCUACUAUUGUGCUCCAAAUAACUGCUACUGAUUUAGCUUAUCACACGGCUUACGGAACAUUAAUUUUAAAUGUGAUUGACGUUAAUGAUGUUCCACCAACACUUUACUUGCCAAAACAAAUUCCAUCAUUGGAAGAAGAAUCAAAUAAUACAAAAAUAGAUACUGUUAUUCAGGCUACUGAUCCAGAUAGUGAUGCUAAGUUGGUUUUUAGUAUCGAUUGGGAUAGUACAACAGCUUUUAAAAAUAGCAUCAUUGUUAAUCAAAGUUACUAUCGCGGACAUCUGGAUAUAUUUACUAAUUAUUCGAAAGAGCAUACUGGUUAUGCCGAAGGGAUUUUAAAAACAUCAGGAAGAAUAGAUUAUGAAACAUUCGAUGUUAUGUUUAUAAAUAUCGUUGUUACUGAUGUUAAUACUGUUCACAAUGAUAAAUCUAUCAACGCUUCACUCACACUUAACAUUAUUGAUAUCAAUGAUAAUGCUCCGGUGUUUAAGAAUAUCGACACAAUGAGUGUGAUUGAAAAUCAGUUACAUGGUCAAUUUAUUAGUACGAUUGCUGCUACUGAUGAUGAUGGUCCACUUUAUAAUCAAAUUUCAUAUUUUAUCGAACCUAUCAAUAAUACAGAGAGUAACUUAAUCAAAAUAAAUAAUAAAACUGGGGUUAUCCAGGUUGACAAGGAUAAAGCAAUAGACGCUGAAAAAUAUGAAAACUUAUAUUACAACGUUACAGCCACUGAUGGCGAUAAUUGUGCUGUUAUUCAACUUCAUAUAUAUGUUAUUGACAUUAAUGAUGAAAUACCUUAUUUACUUUAUGAUCAGUUUGAAUCGACGGUAUAUAUUCCUGAAAAAUCUUCAAGUGGAAAGGAAAUUUUAACAAUAUUUGCAAGAGACAAUGAUCGUUCUUAUCCUUACAAUAAUGUGUCAUACCUUAUGAACCCAAAUUAUUCAGUUUCAAUGCAAUAUUUUAAAUUAGGCCGAUUUGACGGUUUACUCCAAAUAAACUUAGCUGAUGGACACAUUCUUGAUAGAGAUUUUGGUUUACAAAAGCAUAUUUUGAAUAUAAAGUUGAGAGAUAAUUAUCUUCAUGACGGCAUCACAACGAAUACCAAUCCAAUUGAUAUCGUUAUCACCGUAAUUUUAGACGACAUAAAUGAUCAGAUUCCGAAGUUACCUGAUUUAAAGAUCCCGAUUGGGAAUUUUAGUGAAAUAACGAAAGAAAAUGCCUUCUUAUUCGAGUUUGAAGCUGCUGAUUAUGAUGAUCCGGAAACAAAUAAUACGAAAGUAAUUUUUACUUUGCAAAAUAUGUCACAAGUACAUGAAGAUUUGAAUGACGCAGAAAAGUGUGAAGCUCCUUUCAAACUCUCGACAUCAAACUUCAAAUUGGCACAAAUAUCAACAAAUCGAGAUUUAUACGGUUGUUACGGUCUCUGGGCUUUAAAAAUUCAUGCUCAAGAUUUCGGAAAUGAUCCAGGUCCUUUGAGUGAUACCAAGACAUAUUACAUUCAAAUCACUGAUUACAAUUACAAUGCUCCAAUAAUUCAUUUCCCGAUUCUAGGAAAAAAAAUUGUACUCAGCCAGAAUCAAUCGCUCAACACUCAGUUGAAAACUUAUGAUAAGCAGCCACUUCAUGACUUUGAAGCAUCCGAUGAUGAUUCAGGAGCAAGUGGAACUGUAGUAUUUACAGUAUCCAGUGAUAGUAGUGACCAUGAAAUUUUCAAUAUUAUCAGUACCAAAAUAAAUUCAGCACAGCUUCAAUUGAAACGCACACCAAAUAUUACAUCAAAAGACACAUACGAUAUAAUUAUUACAGCAACCGAUGGAGGAAGCCCAUCAAAAAAUGUCUCACAACAAUUAAGUAUAAUUUUUGUAUCGAUUCCGGGUCCGAAAUUUAAGCAAAGGGAUUGGUCUAUUUGGAUUGAAGAAAAUUUACUGAUUCUCAAUACACCUGUAGUAUUACCAGAAGCCGAUGAUAACAUCAUUGAAAAUGAUGCAAACAUCGUAAGAAUUUAUUAUUUUAUUGAUGACACAGUUGGUGAUUAUGAGUUUUUCAAUUUGGACAAAGAAACGAGAAACCUAACAUUGGCAAGAAAAUUAGAUCGUGAGACGCAAGAAAUGAUGUCAAUUAUGGUAAUCGCAACAACAGACAGUGAUGGCCCUCCACGAUACCCUAGCAAAGAAGCCACACUCAAUAUAACGAUAAUAGUCUUAGAUAAAAAUGAUAACGCACCAACCUUUGAUAGUGAUUUUUACUCUGGAGGUUUUACCAUGGAAGAUAUUAUAGAUAAAGUUAUUUUAAUUGUAAAAGCAACAGACGCUGAUAUUAAUGAAACCUUAACAUAUUCAAUAGUUGAUACCAGUAUGAAUGUUUCUGAUGUAUCUAUUGCGGGAGUUAGUGAGCCUUUUUCACUUAACAGUGAUUCGGGUGAAUUAAUAUUAAAAUUCACGCCCCAAAGUACUAUGGCAGGAUUUUUCACAUUUAAGAUUGUAGUAUACGACGCAGCUUACCACAAUGAUACAGCUUUACUGCAAAUAUACAUUGUUUCUAUCGAUAAUCGUGUAGUAUUUACAUUUAAAAACAAUGCAUCUUAUGUCACUGAAAAACGAAUGUUUAUUAUUAGAUCAUUUACCAACAUCUUUGGAUAUUUUUGCAAUGUUGACGAAAUAAAAAAUAGCAUUGCUGCAAAUGGUCAUGCAUUGGAUAAUCUUACAACACUUACAACGCAUUUUAUCGAUAAAGAUGACCAUUUACCUAUUGAUUCAAACAUCAUUAUUUCAACAUCAAGUGAUUUACAAACUAUAACGAAUUUGAAAGCGAUUCUUCAGACAGAAGCAGUGUAUUUGAUUGAUGUACCAACAGGAAGUUCAUUAAUUGUUGGUGACCUUCAACAAAUAGUCCAAUGGAUUUUGAUAUCACUUACAAUUUUUUUUUUCUCAUGUAACAUCGCUUUACUUUUAGUCUAUUUCGUACGAACGCAAAGCUUAUCGAAAAGACUAGAGAAAAUUGCCAUCGAAUGGAAAUUCGGAUCACAACAAGAAGGUAUAGAUCGUAUGGGUAUCAUGCCGAUGACUAAUCAGUUUGCAGUUACUGGUUCUAAUCCAAUUUGGAAAGCAUCUGCAAAUAAAUCAACUAAGACAACUAAUGAUAAUAUAAGCGAAAAUAGUAGAGAUUCAGACUCCAUUGGUAUUGAUGACGAACUAAGUAUUGGCUAUAAACGUGACACUUUUAUUUUAGAUCAGGACAUGAUUGUGAAAAAACGGGUGAGCCCGGUUAUUGCAGAAAUACCGAAAUUAAUAUUGAACAACCCGUUUCCGAAGGAUAAAUACUUGGAAAAUGAUAAAUUAUGUUGA